UGAAAGGCUGUCCCCUGCAGCUCUGUCCAGCAGCUAAGGUCUGAGGAUGUUUCAUGGGCAGUGGGAGACUGUAGAAAAGCAUUCUAGAGUUGGGAUGAUGCAAGUAGAAUAUCCUGUUGUCCUUUCCCAUGGCUCUAACUCCAGUGCUCAGCUCUUUAUAUCUUCCCUUCCAGGCUGAGGACAAGAAAGCUACGCUUCCUGCAGGUCUGUCAGCUGCAGAGAAAGCGGAUGCCCAUGAGGAAGAAGAGCUUCGAGCAGCUGAAGAGCAGCGUAUCCAGUCACUGAUGACCACAAUGACCGCCAUGGCAAAUGAGGAGAGCCGUCUGACUGCCAGCUCCGUGGGCCAGAUCGUGGGCCUCUGCUCUGCUGAGAUCAAGCAAAUUGUGUCCGAGUAUGCAGAGAAGCAGUCUGAGCUGUCAGCGGAAGAAAGUCCUGAAACAUUAGGAACAUCCCAGCUACAUCAUCGAAAAGUUAUCUCCUUGAACAAGCAGAUUCUGCAGAAGACCAAACAUCUGGAAGAGGUUGGUUGUGUGGUUUUGUGUUUGUUUUGCUUUUUAGUAAUUUUAUUCAAGUAAAUUCUUCACAGGAAAGGGAGAAUUUAU
This is a messenger RNA of Ochotona curzoniae (black-lipped pika), 602 nucleotides long. Its product is annotated as coiled-coil domain-containing protein 93-like. Gene Ontology annotation, biological process: Golgi to plasma membrane transport. The transcript has 4 exons. The record is from RefSeq and is a predicted model, not a curated record. Bases 129 to 575 code for a protein of 148 amino acids. NCBI's taxonomy places the organism in Eukaryota, Metazoa, Chordata, Mammalia, Lagomorpha, Ochotonidae.